GUCAAAUCUAACCAUCAUAAUAUUUACGAGUAUUCAAAACAAUCCAUAAUGGCGAAGCUCCUGGUACUCAUCUUGCUUACAUUUGUCUUUUCCAUUUGCUCCCGAGCACAGGGUAACAGUCAAUGCGCACAAUGGUGCGCAGUCAAUUUCGCCCCUGACCCAGGAAAUGUCUGCACAGCACCCGCAGCCCAUGGAACAGGGCCUUGUUAUGAAUGUGGGCCACAAAACACAAAUCCAGAUAAAGUGCUUUGCAAUAAGGCUUGUGCCAACAUUAAGACUGACCCCAACAACUGUGGAUCAUGUGGCAAUGUUUGUCCAUCUGGAAACUGUCAAAACGGAAAAUGUACUUGCGUUGGCAAGACAUGUGGAACCUUUCAACAAUGUCAUACUGGGGGUUGUGUGUGCUUCAGCACAACUGAAGGCAUUGGGGCAUGUGGUUCGGGUGUUUCUUGUGGUCCUCUUAAGACUUGCCAGUCCUCCUCGGAAUGUGCGUCCGGGGAAAAGUGUGUUGUUCAGUCUUGCUGUGGAAGAAACGUAUGCCAUCCUAUUCAACCCAACUGUCAAGCUGCAACAAGAAAGCGCCGGGGCGGCCCGGAGUAUGUUGUCCGUCGUGACUCGGGCUUCAGCACUGGAGAACGUCGUGACUUGGCGGAUACCAGCACUGGUGAGCCUAUCUAGUGAAGGCACUAAAAAGUGUGGGGAGGAAGAGAUCGGGAUCAUGGAAAUCUAGCUGAGAAAGUGAUACUGCUAAGAUUCAGCUGUUCUUCAGCUUAGCAGAAAUAUUUCCUAUGUUUUCUGGAGUUCCUUCAUCUGUUGUUCUGUUUCUUUAUAUUUCGCUUUCUCCUAUUAAAAAUUGCUGUUGAAGGGGGAUGUUGAUAUUAUUUCUGUGUUCUAAUUGUAUCUAUGGUAUAUGUGCUGUAUAAUUUCUCGUUAGUUAUUAUAGUUAAGUACUUCAAGUAGUAAUUACAGUUUUGUUUUAUCUACUAUG
Aspergillus wentii DTO 134E9 is the source of this 988-nucleotide messenger RNA. RefSeq lists its product as uncharacterized. The transcript has 3 exons. Lineage: Eukaryota; Fungi; Ascomycota; Eurotiomycetes; Eurotiales; Aspergillaceae. The coding region runs from base 49 to 678 and encodes 209 amino acids. The record is from RefSeq and is a predicted model, not a curated record.